AUGCAACAGCGCGCACCGGCCUACGCUCCGCGCGACACCCAUGCCGAGCGGCUCGCGGCUGCGGACCGGGAGGCUGCUGCUCGAUGGGACUCCUCGACGAACCGGACAUGGUACCCGGACUACCACAUUGCACCAUACACGGGGUGGAUGAACGACCCGGCCGGGCUGGUGCACUUUCGCGAUCUCUACCACGCUUUUUACCAGUACCACCCGUACAGUGCCGAGUGGGGUUCAAUGCACUGGGGCCACCUGACGAGCGAGGACUUGGUGCACUGGCAGCACGAAAAGACGGCGCUGGCACCUGGCGACGCGUGUGAUCGCGAUGGCUGCUUCUCUGGCACCACCGUCGUGCACGAAGACAGGAUGUACGUCUUCUACACAGGCCACUUCGUGCUUGAAGCGGCGACGCCACGGAACCCGGACGCCAUCUUUGAGCAGCAGUGCGUCGCCGUGAGCAGCGACGGCGUGAACUUUGAGAAGCUCGGUGCCGUCGUGCGCCCGCCACCAGGGUACGUGCACUUCCGCGACCCGAAGGUGUGGCAGCAGGACGGGCGGUGGUGGAUGGUGUGCGGUGCCCGUGACGCGACGAGGGACCUUGGCCAGCUGCUGCUCUUCACCACAGAAGACCUGCUUAGGUGGGAUGACACGAACUGGCAGGUGCUGGGGAUGACGGAGGACAAGAACGUGUUCAUGUGGGAGUGCCCCGACCUCUUUUCGGUCGGCAGUCGUGAGGACAUGAAGCUGCUACUUUUCUGCCCUCAAGGUAAGAAGGCCAGCGAGUACAACUACCGCAAUCGCUUCCAGAAUGGGUAUACCGUCGGGCAGUGGAUGCCUGACGGUCCGUGGACGGUGCAGCGGGAGUUCCGUGAGCUUGAUUGCGGCCAUGACUUCUACGCAGCACAGACGUUCCUCGCCGCCGAUGGCCAGAGGCGGCUGCUGAUGGCGUGGUGCAACAUGUGGGAGAGCCCCAUGCCGACGCGCGGGCACGGCUGGAGCGGCUGCCUGACGCUGCCGCGGGAAUUAAGCUAUAACGAGGCAACAGGACAGCUUCGAAUGCUGCCGGCGCGUGAGCUGGUCGGCCUCCGUGCGCCCGAGAUGAUCACUCUGCCUAACGUCGUCAACGAAUCAAGNCU
This is a messenger RNA of Leishmania mexicana MHOM/GT/2001/U1103, 1133 nucleotides long. RefSeq names its product beta-fructosidase-like protein. Gene Ontology annotation, biological process: carbohydrate metabolic process. The record is from RefSeq and is a predicted model, not a curated record. The annotation marks the transcript as partial. Gene Ontology annotation, molecular function: hydrolase activity, hydrolyzing O-glycosyl compounds. The transcript has a single exon. NCBI's taxonomy places the organism in Eukaryota, Euglenozoa, Kinetoplastea, Trypanosomatida, Trypanosomatidae.